Neoarius graeffei (lesser salmon catfish) is the source of this 5087-nucleotide messenger RNA. RefSeq names its product zinc finger protein 271-like. NCBI's taxonomy places the organism in Eukaryota, Metazoa, Chordata, Actinopteri, Siluriformes, Ariidae. Gene Ontology annotation, molecular function: RNA polymerase II cis-regulatory region sequence-specific DNA binding; DNA-binding transcription repressor activity, RNA polymerase II-specific; DNA-binding transcription activator activity, RNA polymerase II-specific. The transcript is spliced from 6 exons. The coding region runs from base 135 to 3002 and encodes 955 amino acids. Gene Ontology annotation, biological process: negative regulation of transcription by RNA polymerase II. The record is from RefSeq and is a predicted model, not a curated record. Gene Ontology annotation, cellular component: nucleus.
UCCAACCGCCAGAAAACACUGGAGAAGAAAAAGCCGUUGCUCGUCUGAGCCGUUUUAGCCCCUCGAGUUAUAAAAAUAAAAACGCGUUAUUGUGUCUGGCUCUGAGGAUUUAAAACCCUGAGCUGUGUGAGGACAUGAAAACGGAGACAUCCAUGGAUGGAGAGACCUCAGAAGCCUGUGUGAAGAAAGAGGAGACGCUGGAGCUGAGCAUCUACAACUAUGGAGACGAUCUCGACAACCCACCUGAAGGCCUUUCUGUUAAAGUGGAAGAUCCUGAUGAUAAAGACUAUCUCUACUGUGAAGUUUGCAAAUCCUUCUUCCUCAACAAAUGCGAGGUUCAUGGGCCACCCCUCUUCAUCCCCGAUACUCCUGUUCCCAUGGGAGUCCCUGACCGAGCCAGACAAACACUUCCUCCUGGGCUAGAAAUCCAGAAGUCCAGUAUUCCUGAUGCAGGCCUGGGAGUGUUUAAUAAGGGGGAGACUGUUCCAGUAGGUGCACACUUCGGCCCCUGCCAGGGAGAGCUGGUGAACCGAGAGGAAGCCAAGAACAGUGGAGACUCCUCGGUUGUAUGCAGGAGCAUGCAGUGUGAAGAAUACAUCGAUGCCAAAAGAGAGACACAUGUGAAUUGGAUGAGGUAUGUGAAUUGUGCCCGUAAUGAAGAAGAACAGAAUCUUGUGGCAUUUGAGUAUCAAGGGGGAAUUCUGUAUCGUUGCUGUCGAUCCAUUAGCCCAGGACAGGAGCUCUUGGUGUGGUAUGAAGAGGAGCACACCAAAGAACUCAGUCCUGCACCUACAGGAACAACCAGACAGCAAGAAUUAAAGAACACUCUGCUGCAAGUCUUUUCAUGCUCCACAUGCCCUCGUUCCGAUGCAUCUCCAAUUUACCUCGACAAGCAUAUCCAGAGAUGCCACUAUGAAGAGUACGUGAGACUGCGAGAAUCAGGAGAGAUUAAAUAUAAGCUUCAGAUCCCCUCCAAAUGCUGCAGUCGUCAACCAACAUCAACUGAUAUUGUCCAUUCUGAUACUUCCCAUAAUGAUAUACAGAAGGAAAUUCACCACAGCUCAGAUUGUGGAAAGAGUUUUAGUUAUCAGAAUGCACUCAAGACACACCAGCGCAUUCACACAGGGGAAAAGCCGUAUCACUGCUCACAGUGUGGGAAGAGUUUUACUGAACGGGGUGAUCUCCGACGACACCAGCGCAUUCACACAGGAGAGAAGCCGUUUCACUGCUCACAGUGUGGGAAGAGUUUUACUCGGCAGAGUACUCUCCAAACACACCAGCGCAUUCACACAGGAGAGAAGCCGUAUCACUGCUCACAGUGUGGGAAGAGUUUUACUCGGCAGAGUAAUCUCCAAACACACCAGCGCAUUCACACAGGAGAGAAGCCGUAUCACUGCUCACAGUGUGGAAAGAGUUUUACUCAUCGGAGUCAUCUCCAACAACACCAGCGCAUUCACACAGGAGAGAAACCGUAUCUCUGCUCACAGUGUGGGAAGAGUUUUAGUCAUCAGACUGCUCUCCGACGACACCAGCGCAUUCACACAGGAGAGAAGCCGUAUCACUGCUCACAAUGUGGGAAGAGUUUUACUCAGCAGCGUAAUCUCCGACGACACCAGCGCAUUCACACAGGAGAGAAGCCGUAUCACUGCACACAGUGUGGGAAGAGUUUUAGUCAUCGGAGUAAUCUCCAAACACACCAGCGCAUUCACACAGGAGAGAAGCCGUUUCACUGCUCACAGUGUGGGAAGAGUUUUACUCAUCAGACUGCUUUCCGACGACACCAGCGCAUUCACACAGGAGAGAAGCCGUAUCACUGCUCACAGUGUGGGAAGAGUUUUAAUCAGCGGCGUGAUCUCCGACGACACCAGCGCAUUCACACAGGAGAGAAUCCGUAUUACUGCUCACAGUGUGGGAAGAGUUUUACUCAUCAGCGUAAUCUCCGACUACACCAGCGCAUUCACACAGGAGAGAGGCCGUUUCACUGCUCACAGUGUGGGAAGAGUUUUAAUCAGCGGCGUGAUCUCCAAACACACCAGCGCGUUCACACAGGAGAGAAGCCGUAUCACUGCUCACAGUGUGGGAAGAGUUUUAAUCAGCGGCGUGAUCUCCGACUACACCAGCGCAUUCACACAGGAGAGAAGCCGCAUCACUGCUCACAGUGUGGGAAGAGUUUUACUCGUCAGAGUGAUCUCCAACGACACCAGCGCAUUCACACAGGAGAGAAGCCGUAUCUCUGCUCACAGUGUGGGAAGAGUUUUACUCAGCAGAGUGAUCUCCAAACACACCAGCGCAUUCACACAGGAGAGAAGCCGUAUCACUGCUCACUGUGUGGGAAGAGUUUUGCUCAUCAGACUGCUCUCCAACAACACCAGCGCAUUCACACAGGAGAGAAGCCGUAUCUCUGCUCACAGUGUGGGAAGAGUUUUACUCAGCAGAGUGAUCUCCAACAACACCAGCGCAUUCACACAGGAGAGAAGCCGUAUCACUGCUCACAGUGUGGGAAGAGUUUUACUCAUAAGAGUAAUCUCCAAACACACCAGCGCAUUCACACAGGAGAGAAGCCGUAUCACUGCUCACUGUGUGGGAAGAGUUUUACUCAUAAGAGUACUCUCCAAACACACCAGCGCAUUCACACAGGAGAGAAGCCGUAUCAGUGCUCACUGUGUGGGAAGAGUUUUACUCAUCAGAGUCAUCUCCGACGACACCAGCGCAUUCACACAGGAGAGAAGCCGUAUCACUGCUCACAGUGUGGGAAGAGUUUUACUCAGCGGAGUGAUCUCCGAACACACCAGCGCAUUCACACACGAGAGAACCCGCAUCACUGCUCACAGUGUGGGAAGAGUUUUACUCAACAGCAUCAUCUCCAAACACACCAGCGCAUUCACACAGGAGAGAAGCCGUAUCACUGCUCACAGUGUGGAAAGAGUUUUACUGAACAGCGUCAUCUCCGACGACACCAGCGCAUUCACACUGUGUGGGAAGAGUUUUACUCAGCAGAGUAAUCUCCAAACACACCAGCGCAUUCACACAGGAUAGAAGCCGUAUCACUGCUCACAGUGUGGGAAGAUGUUUGCUUGUUUAGUUACAUUUAAGACCUUCAUGUGCACUAACUCAGACAUUGCAUGAUUUUAAAGUUGUCAAAUUAAAUAUGGUUGUUACAGUUUUGGCUGAAAAUGACCUGUACUUUGAACUUUAUUGUUCAUGUUACACUGGUCACCAAUUUUUCAGAAGUUGUCUGCUUCAGAGAUGAAAUUGGCCAUUAUGAAAUUUGGUGUGUUGAAUUAGAAGUGACAGUUAAUCAGCUGAUUAGCUAUGGCUUCCAAGAUAUUUAAAAUUUUAUACUUAGUUAGGUCCAUAUAUAUAUUUGGACGCUGACACAAAUUUUGCUUUUUUUUUUACCUGUUUACUGAAACAUAUUCAAGUUAUAGUUAUAUAAUGGACAUAAAGUCCAGACUUUCAGCUUUCAUUUGAGGGUAUCCACAUUAAAAUUGGAUGAAGUGUUUAGGAGUUUCAGCUCCUUAACAUGUGCCACCCUGUUUUUAAAGGGACCAAAAGUAAUUGGACAAUUGGCUCAAAGGCUAUUUCAUGGGCAGGUGUGGGCAAUUCCUUUGUCAUUCUCAAUUAAGCAGAUAAAAGGCAUGGAGUUGAUUUGAGGUGUGGUGCUUGCAUUUGGAAGAUUUUGCUGUGAAGAAAACAUGCGGUCAAAGGAGCUCUCCAUGCAGGUGAAACAAGCCAUCCUUAAGCUGCGAAAACAGAAAAAACCCAUCUGAGAAAUUGCUACAAUAUUAGGAGUGGCAAAAUCUACAGUUUGGUACAUCCUGAGAAAGAAAGAAAGAAAGAAAGCACUGGUGAACUCAUCAAUGCAAAAAGACCUGGACGCCCACAGAAGACAACAGUAGUGGAUGAUCGCAGAAUAAUUUCCAUGGUGAAGAGAAACCCCUUCACAACAGCCAACCAAGUGAACAACACUCUCCAGGAGGUAGGCGCAUCAAUAUCCAAAUCUACCAUAAAGAGAAGACUGCAUGAAGGUAAAUACAAAGGGUUCACUGCACGGUGCAAGCCACUCAUAAGCCUCAAGAAUAAAAAGGUUAGAUUGGACUUUGCUAAAAAACAUCUAAAAAAGCCAGCACAGUUCUGGAAGAACAUUCUCUGGACAGAUGAAACCAAGAUCAACCUCUACCAGAAUGAUGACAAGAAAAAAGUAUGGCGAAGGCGUGGUACAGCUCAUGAUCCAAAGCAUACCACAUCAUCUGUAAAACACGGUGGAGGCAGUGUGAUGGCUUGGGCAUGCAUGGCUGCCAGUGGCACUGGGUCACUAGUGUUUAUUGAUAAUGUGACACAGGACAGAAGCAGCCGGAUGAAUUCUGAGGUAUUCAGAGACAUACUGUGUGCUCAAAUCCAGCCAAACUGAUUGGGCGGCGUUUCAUAAUACAGAUGGACAAUGACCCAAAACAUAAAGCCAAAGCAACCCAGGAGUUUAUUAAAGCAAAGACGUGGAAUAUUCUUGAAUGGCCAAGUCAGUCACCUGAUCUCAACCCAAUUGAGCAGCAUUUCACUUGUUAAAGACUAAACUUCAGACAGAAAGGCCCACAAACAAACAGCAACUGAAAACCGCUGCAGUAAAGGCCUGGCAGAGCAUUAAAAAGGAGGAUACACAGCGUCUGGUGAUGUCCAUGAGUUCAAGACUUCAGGCAGUCAUUGCCAACAAAGGGUUUCAACCAAGUAUUAGAAAUGAACAUUUUAUUUAAUUUGUCCAAUUACUUUUGAGCCCCUGAAAUGAAGGGAUUGUGUUUAAAAAAUGCUUUAGUUCCUCACAUUUUUAUGCAAUCAUUUUGUUCAACCCACUGAAUUAAAGCUGAAAGUCUGAACUUCGACUGCAUCUGAAUUGUUUUGUUCAAAAUUCAUUGUGGUAAUGUACAGAACCAAAAUUAGAAAAAUGUCUCUGUCCAAAUAUUUAUGGACCUAACUGUAUGUACAUUGUGUAGAUCGUAAUGUUUUAAGUAUAAAUUGUAAAACUAGGUCUCUUCAUGUGUUUAUGGUCGGUUUACAUGAUAUUUCACCUGUUCUCUUUAUGUAACACUAGGAAA